Molecule: messenger RNA, 519 nt
Organism: Brassica oleracea var. oleracea
Lineage: Eukaryota; Viridiplantae; Streptophyta; Magnoliopsida; Brassicales; Brassicaceae
Product: B3 domain-containing protein REM9-like
Exons: 5
Coding region: 1-519 (172 amino acids)
Molecular function (GO): DNA binding
Source: RefSeq, a predicted model, not a curated record
AUGUCGAAGUUAAUUUACGCCUACACAUUUGUAGUCGUAAAUGGUAGUCGUUACUCUCACGAAUGGAUUCAAGCGCAAGGCUACGAAGGGGGUCAGGCUCAACAUAAUCAAGCUGGAUCCUUCGGGACUAUGAAGAUGGCGAAUCCACAUGAACCUCAUUUCUUUAAGCCGCUGCUUCCUGGUUUCCAAAGUGGCGUCACAAUACCACUUGCCUUCUUCUCAAAGCACAUAGAAGGGAAGACGAACCAGAAAACAUGGAAACUAAGAUCAGACGCUUCAGAUCAAACUUGGGAAGUGAUACAAGAAGACAGGACACUCACCAGAGGUUGGAAAGAUUUCACCACAGCACAUGACCUUCAAAUCGGUGACCUUGUCAUCUUCAAACACGAAGGAGACAUGGUGUUUCAUGUCACUCCUUUUGGUCCUAGCUGUUGUGAGAUUCAGUAUACACAUCCUCACAUCAUCAAGGAAGAAGCCGACGCGGGUGAUGCUGAUGACAAUGAGAUUAGUAAGUCUUGA